UCAUACCUUUUUCUUGUAACUGAAUCUGUGUGCGCUCUUAUUCACUGUCAUGGGGCCUCGUGUUGGCCGAAACGUAAAAUGGUGCCAAUGAAAAGCAGCAGGAGCGGGAGCGAGAGCCGAGGGAUCGUAACACUGGAGCUCAAGGAUAAACCAUGGACUCUGCAUACAUCCCACUACACCUGGACGUCCACCAUGUUCCCUGCUAACCUCCUGCUCCUCAUGGUCCUGCUGCUACCUCAAGCCUCGUCUGGUCGCCAGGGUGGAGACACCAGCAAGAUCGACCAUGGCAGGGUGUCCCCCGUGCCUUCCUCCUUGUCGCCCCCACCAGCUGGUUCCCUCCUCCUGGAGCCCAGUCUGGCUCGGACCAUCCAGAAUCUCCUCCUGAGCCGGCUGGGCCUGCAGUCGCAGCCCGACCCUCGGCCUGGAGUGCCGGUGCCUGGGUACCUCCUUAAUCUUUACCGCUUCCACCAGCAGCAGUACCAUCUAGUGGAGGACCCCUCGUUUAUCUUCCCCAGCCAGCACAUCCAGCAGGCCAACACCGUACGCAGCUUUCACCACAACGAGCCCCUUGGAGACAGCCCUUUAGCAGUGGAUCGUAAGAGGGUGCACAUCUCCUUCAAUGUUUCCUCCAUCCCUCAAGAUGAGAGGGUGCUCUCCGCUGAGCUUCGGCUCCUCCGCAGUGACAGAGCCUCACUGGGUCCUGGGGUCCACAGACUAAACCUAUACCUCACUGAGCACCAUGAGGACCCUGAGCCCACCCUGCUGGAGACAAGGUUACUCACCACCGGCCUCCACAGCCAUAAAGCAAGUGGUUUCUGGGAGGCUUUUAGCCUAAAUGCAGAGCUCCUCCAUAAGGCCCUUGCUGGGACUGGUAGUCUGGGCUUCUUCCUGGAGGUCAGAAUUGAGAACAGCACCACAUUGAUCCCUGAACAGAGCCUCUUCCCUGCCGCAGCUGAGGAGGAGGCAGAGAAACACAAAAAAGGACACAUGAGAGUAUGCAGGUCUGUGGGUCAGGACGAGCAUAGCUGGGCCCAGGAGAGACCCCUCUUGGUGGCUUAUAGUCAUGACGGUCGUGGAGAGCCCUUGGUCAAACAUGGCAGGAGGACCCCUAAUGGAGGCCAGAGGAUGAGAGGGAGAAAGGGGACAAAAGACAGGACCAGGAGCAGCAGCAAGGGCCGCAAUAGAGACCAAGCCUCGGGCAGGGACAAAAAAACGGUGUAUACGGUGCCGGGCUGGGGGGCUGUUAAAGGAGGGGUCGGUUGGAGCGAUGGGGGAAGGGUGAAAAGAAAUGGUGGUCGUGCUGCAAAACUGAAGCGCCUUUCUCGUAACAGAUGUCGCCGCCAUCCUCUAUAUGUAGAUUUCAACGAUGUGGGCUGGCACAAGUGGAUCAUUGCACCCAGCGGCUACGACGCCUUCUUCUGCCUGGGAGAGUGUCGCUUUCCUCUGGCCGACCACAUGAACUCCUCUAGCCACGCCAUGGUGCAAACUCUGGUAAACUCUGUGAAUGGAGCAGUGCCUCGGGCCUGCUGCGUCCCCACCUCCCUCAGCCCCAUCGCCCUGCUCUACCUGGACCCUCAAGACCGAGUGGUGCUGAAGAAUUACCAGGACAUGGUGGUGGAAGGCUGCGGCUGCCGGUAGUGGACUGGAGAACUCACCCAGAGAAAGCCAGACGUGGAUGGAGCAACAACGAGGGAAUAGGAGAAAGACAGAAGCUUGAAAAAGGCAGAUGGUGGGAAGAAGAGACGCCAGCUAACUGCAAGCAGACAUGGAGACUGAUAGAGACAAAUGUAACAGCGCAAGAAGGGUGAGGGGAGAGGAGGGAGAUAAGGGAAUGGAUAUAGCAGCUAAAUAUGAAUUAUGAGGAGCAAGACAAAUAGUCAGACAUAGAAUGAGAAAGACAAAGAGUGAACAGACAUAAUCUACCACACAACAGGAUAAAUGAUUCGACAAUAAGGCAGAGGAAGCAGAAAUAUGGUCAACACAGAUAUACUGCCAGGAAUUACUUUUCACGUUUUACCAUUUAGCAAUGAUGCAGCUGUUUACACCAUCAACCGACAGGCUACUUGUUCUCUCGCGAGAAGCCAGCGCUUAAAUAUCAGAUGGCGUCUAUUCUAUAUCCCAGUGUUUGCCAAUCAUCUCAUACGACUGUCUCACAGGCACAUGUGUUUUAGCAGUGGACACACAAAUUAAGCUCUGGAGCAGAAUCCUGUAACUUCCUCAUUGACUUCCUGAUGAUCCGAUGAUCGACAGCAUUAGCAAUAUGACGAUGGCACUAGUACGGCUUCUAAACUUUGUGUGACAGUGAUGUUUCUGCAGUAUUUGAACCAAGAAGUAGGGUGCAUCUGUAAUAAGAAUGUUCAUAUAAUGACAGACUGUCCCCUUACAAGCGCCCCUACGUCACAAGCUAUUUAAAACCACAACAAUAAUGCUGAGGAACUAUUAUGCUAUUGUUUGAAUGUACUACUAUCACUAUUAUUUAAAAAAGAGAUUUUUUUAUGUACAUUUAUUUUGCAGACAUGAAGAAAAUCCAAGUGAUGGUUGUCUUGUGAUUUUACAUAAUUCCACUGAAUGGCGAUUCUAACUUAAAAGACACAUUAUGUAUUUAAGUAGCAGCAAUAUGGUGUAUUUAAUCUUGAAAAUAUUUAAGAUACCUGCACUCAGCAGAGCAUACAGCAAAUGAAAUAAGAAAGCCUGCCAUCCACAUGAAGUAAUUUAUGGUAGCUUUACAUCAGUACAAAUGUUCAGUGUAUUGACUCAAGUCUGUGUUACUUAAUCGUCCCACCUUUCACACAUUUUGGUGUCCUACACAUGACAGCAGACAUAAGUGGUGUUGCCUUUAAAAGCUCAACUAACAAGUCAAUUGAAAGCUCUUUGUAUUGUAGCUACUGAAGUGUGUAACAACAGGUGUCUUUGCUAGUUGUGUCUGCAUGUGUCAAGAAAAAAAAAAAGCAGGACCGACAUUAAAACUGGGACUUUAGUGCCUUUCAAACAGGGGCUUUAAAAGUGUUCUCUGCUGAGCUUAGUAAAUGUUUUUCCGUGUUGCAUUUUUCUCUCUAAUGUUAAGCAACAGCUUGUAAAAUGUUUGACAAUAUACCUCUAAUAAACAAAGCAAACAGCA
Molecule: messenger RNA, 3118 nt
Organism: Anarrhichthys ocellatus (wolf-eel)
Lineage: Eukaryota; Metazoa; Chordata; Actinopteri; Perciformes; Anarhichadidae
Gene: bmp16
Product: bone morphogenetic protein 16
Exons: 4
Coding region: 79-1638 (519 amino acids)
Cellular component (GO): extracellular region
Molecular function (GO): growth factor activity; cytokine activity
Source: RefSeq, a predicted model, not a curated record